AUGAAGUACGGCCUAGAAGCGUUCAUCAGAGAUAGCUACGAUUCAAGGUUACAAGUUAUCAGGGAAGAACAGCAACCUAUUUAUUAUGUAAGUAGGACACUUAAAGGCGCAGAGCUCAACUACCCAACCAUCGACAAGUUGGCAUUAGCAGUAGUGGUUACGACAAAGAAGCUCAAACCGUACUUCCAAGGGCACACAGUCGUCGUCCGGACAAACCAACCUUUACGCAAAGCUCUCCAUCGUCCAGAAACAUCAGGAAGACUGGUAAGCUGGUCGGUACAGUUGGGAGAGCACGAUAUAAGGUACGAGCCAAGAAAGACGCUGAAGGCACAAGCAUUGGCGGAUUUCGUCGCGGAAAUGACUGAGAAGCCACCUGACGCAGUCUCAGAGGACAUAACCUGGAACCUGUUCGUAGACGGAGCCUCCAGUGAACAGGGGGCGGGAGCAGGAAUAGUGUUACUCGGACCUCAUAAGAUAGUUGUUGAGCAUGCAGUGCAUUUGAAGUUUCGAGCUACUAACAAUGUGGCAGAAUAUGAGGCCUUUCUAACAGGACUUACACUGGCAAAAGAAGUAAAAGCAGAAAAGCUGAGGAUCCACAGUGACUCCCAGCUGGUCACAAGUCAGAUCUUGGGCCAAUUCCAGACGAAAGAUGCAAAUAUGGCGAAAUACAUGGAAAAAGCGAAGGGGAUGCUAAAGGAAAUAGAAAGGCAUGGCGGGCAAUGGGAGAUAAUCCCAAUACCCAGAGAAGGAAACACACGGGCAGAUGCCCUGGCAAAGGCAGCUGCGGCAAAAAACCCCCUGUACCUCUCACUCUACAUGAAAGAGGAGAGGACGAAUCCCAUAAUAGACGAGGAAGAAAUUUUACCAAUCACAGAGAUGGAUUCUUGGAUGCAACCCAUAGUUGCAUACUUGAACGACGGAACAGUCCCAGAAGGGAGAGCAGAAGCAGCCAAACUAGUACGAAUAUCGGCCGCCUACUCCAUGAUAGAAGGUACCUUGUACCGGACCUCAGUCACGCACCCAUGGUCCAAAUGCAUUUCAGUGGAGGAGGGAGCAUAUGUGCUGAAGGAAAUCCAUGAAGGAGAUUGUGGAGCGCAUGAGGGAGCAGCCUCUCUAAGCAGGAAAGCAUUACUCACGGGAUACUAUUGGCCAACCAUGAAGAAAGACGCAGAAACAAUGGUGAAAAAAUGCGACAAGUGCCAAAGAUUUGGCACUAUCAUAAGAACUCCAGCAGCCCACCAAUCAGCAAUUGGAAGUCCAUGGCCCUUCAUGACUUGGGGAGUGGACAUACUGGGACCAUUCACCCCAGCCAGGGGACAAGUCAAGUUUAUUGUAGUAGCGGUGGACCAUUUCACCAAGUGGAUGGAAGUACAACCAAUGAGCACCAUAACGUCACAGAAGAUCAUCAAUUGGCUGUCAAACGAAGUCAUGAGCAGGUUUGGGACACCACACACCCUAGUCACAGACAACGGGAAACAGUUCGAUUGCGCAAAGUUCAGGGAAUACUGCGCCGAGCUAGGGAUCAACUUGAAAUUCACUUCAGUAGCACACCCGCAAACCAACGGACUCACAGAAGUAACUAACCGCACUAUCCUGUCUGGAAUCAAGAAGAGACUCGGAGACUUGAAAGGGAGAUGGGUAGACGAACUAUACCAUGUCAUAUGGGCGUAUAGAACAACUCCCAGAAGGGCCACAGGGGAAACACCUUUCCGACUCACUUACGGAACAGAGGCUGUCCUCCCCGUAGAAAUGGGAAUGCCCACACUAAGGGUACAGGUCAUAGACGAAGAGCGCAAUGAAGAAACAUUGAAGCUGUGCCUGGAUCUACUGGAAGAGAGAAGGCACCAAGCAGCCAUACGCGCAGAAGCUUAUCGCAGACAAAUGACUAGGUAUCACAAUGCCAGAGUCAAAGAACGAAGUCUGUCAGAAGGAGACUUAGUCCUUCGAAAAGCAGAAAUAGGGAAAGGAGCGGCCGGAGUAGGAAAACUCGAGCCCAACUGGGACGGUCCUUACCGAGUCACGGAAGUCGUAGGAAAAGGAGCAUAUAGAAUAGCUCAAUUAGAAGGCACACCAUUGCCUAGAACAUGGAAUAUCGAGAAUUUGAAGAAAUAUUUCCAGUGA
Messenger RNA from Mercurialis annua (annual mercury), 2121 nucleotides. RefSeq lists its product as uncharacterized. Gene Ontology annotation, molecular function: RNA-DNA hybrid ribonuclease activity; nucleic acid binding. The transcript is spliced from 3 exons. Gene Ontology annotation, biological process: DNA integration. Lineage: Eukaryota; Viridiplantae; Streptophyta; Magnoliopsida; Malpighiales; Euphorbiaceae. The record is from RefSeq and is a predicted model, not a curated record. Bases 1 to 2121 code for a protein of 706 amino acids.